Molecule: messenger RNA, 14426 nt
Organism: Alligator mississippiensis (American alligator)
Lineage: Eukaryota; Metazoa; Chordata; Crocodylia; Alligatoridae
Gene: LINGO2
Product: leucine rich repeat and Ig domain containing 2
Exons: 8
Coding region: 928-2748 (606 amino acids)
Cellular component (GO): extracellular matrix
Molecular function (GO): protein binding
Source: RefSeq, a predicted model, not a curated record
UCUUGCCGGAGCCCGGCUUCGACUCUGGAGGCGAGCCCAGCCCGCCCUGCGCUACCCGGGAGCCGGAGCCGGAGCCUCUGCCCUGCGCGGGCCCCCUGCCGCCCUGCAGGAGGGGAGCUGUGGAUUUGUAAGGGGGACCCCCCCCCCCGCCGCCUGGUUUAGUCUUUCUUUACGGACGUUACGGAUCCUUGAGGCCGUCUCAAGGAAAUCCUCUGGAGAUGGUUUUAAGAUGUAGAGCUCUGCACAUUGGACUAUAAAUACCCAAUUGACUGAAGCAGUGUGACGAAAAAAUCACUGUCUUAUGUUACUUUUUUAGGUCUUUAUAUUGCCAAGAGCAUGCUACUGUGAGCUUACAGUGCGUAUCAUCAUCAAUCAUAUGUCUUCAUCAAAGACAAGAAACUCGAAAAACAGAAAAUACAGUGGUCUGUUCCUUUCCGCAAGACCCCAGAUGGUUUGGCAUGGGCUUUAAAUUGUGUGACUUUGAAGUUGAAGUCAGGCAUCUGCAGUGCUGACUGUGAGCUUUUGUGCAUGCUUCUACAAGGAUUUUGAAUGUUGAUGAGGAAGAAGGAGUUAAGUGAGAGAGCAACAGAUUUGGAGGGCUUGGCUCUGAGCUUCCAUCUUGUCUCAAUGGCAUAUGAAUCUUGCAAGGCUGAUAAGAAGAUGUAUAUUCUACAACUCUGAAGAAGAGGAAGAGCUCUAUCAGAAGGAUGAGUGAUGCACAGUUUCAAUCUGGUUCAUUUGGAACAAUUUGAAUGCAGUGCCAUGAGAAAUGCAGUUGUCCAUGACAGGUUGGGAUUAUCAUGAUCAAGUACUCUAUUUUGACUUCAUCCAGUGGCCAAGAGCUUCGUAUAGUAGACAGCAAGGUUUGGACCUUUAAUAAUAGUGUACCAGGCCCGUAACCAAGAAGUAGACGACAUCAGUGGAGUCAUGCUUCACACGGCCAUAUCAUGCUGGCAGCCAUUCCUAGGUCUGGCUAUGCUGCUAGUUGUUAUGGGUUCCACCAUAGGCUGUCCGGCUCGCUGUGAAUGCUCAGCACAGAACAAGUCUGUCAGCUGUCACAGGAGGCGCCUCAUGUCCAUCCCUGAGGGCAUUCCCAUAGAAACCAAAAUUCUGGACCUCAGCAAGAACCGGCUGAAGAGCGUCAGCCCUGAGGAAUUCACAUCAUACCCGCUGCUUGAAGAGAUAGACCUCAGUGACAACAUUGUUGCCAAUGUAGAGCCUGGAGCCUUUAACAAUCUUUUCAACUUGCGAUCCCUAAGACUAAAAGGAAACCGGUUGAAGCUGGUCCCUCUAGGGGUGUUUACAGGGUUGUCAAACUUAACUAAGCUUGAUAUAAGUGAAAACAAGAUUGUCAUUCUGCUGGAUUACAUGUUCCAGGAUCUGCAUAACCUAAAAACCCUUGAGGUUGGGGACAAUGAUUUGGUUUAUAUAUCUCACAGGGCUUUUAGUGGGCUGCUUAGCUUGGAACAGCUCACUCUGGAGAGAUGUAACCUGACAGCUGUACCAACAGAAGCUCUUUCCCACCUUCAUAACCUCAUCAGUUUGCGUCUGAGACAUCUCAACAUUAAUGCAUUGCCUGCAUAUGCCUUUAAAAGAUUGUUCCGCCUAAAAGACUUAGAGAUAGACUAUUGGCCCUUACUGGACAUGAUGCCAGCCAAUAGCCUGUAUGGUCUCAACCUCACUUCUCUUUCCCUUACCAACACCAAUCUCUCCGCAGUACCUUAUUCUGCUUUCAAGCACCUGGUUUACCUGACACAUCUAAACCUCUCUUACAACCCCAUAAGCACCAUUGAGGCAGGCAUGUUUUCAGACUUGGUGCGCCUGCAGGAACUCCACAUGGUGGGGGCCCAAUUACGUACCAUUGAACCACAUGCAUUCCAAGGGCUCCGGUUCUUGCGCGUGCUCAAUGUGUCUCAAAACCUGUUAGAAACGCUAGAAGAGAAUGUAUUCCAGUCCCCCAAGGCCCUUGAGAUCCUCUGCAUUAAUAACAACCCCCUGGCUUGUGAUUGCCGCCUUCUUUGGAUAUUACAAAGGCAGCCCACAUUACAGUUUGGUAGCCAGCAGCCCAUGUGCGCUGGCCCAGACAGCGUCAAAGAGAGGUCAUUCAAAGACUUCCACAGCACUGCCCUUUCAUUUUACUUCACCUGCAAGAAGCCCAAGAUAUGGGACAAGAAGCUGCAGUACCUGGUAGUAGAGGAAGGGCAGACAGUGCAGCUGAUGUGCAAUGCGGACGGUGACCCUCAGCCUACCAUCUCUUGGGUGACACCCCGACGGAAGCUGAUCACAACUAAAUCAAAUGGGAGAUCUACAGUACUAGGAGACGGUACACUGGAGAUCCGUUUUGCUCAAGAUCAAGACACUGGGACCUACUUUUGUAUUGCGAGUAAUGCAGCUGGGAAUGACACCUACUCAGCCUCCCUUACGGUAAAAGGAUUUACUUCAGACCGUUUCCUUUAUGCCAACAGGACCCCUAUGUAUAUGACAGACUCCAAUGACACCAGUUCCAAUGGAACCAAUGUGAACACCUUCUCUCUGGACCUUAAGACAAUACUGGUGUCCACAGCUAUGGGCUGCUUCACAUUCCUCGGAGUGGUUUUAUUUUGUUUCCUACUUCUGUUUGUGUGGAGCCGAGGGAAAGGCAAGCACAAAACCAGCAUUGACCUUGAGUAUGUCCCCCGCAAAAACAAUGGUGCUGUAGUUGAAGGGGAGGUUGCUGGACCACGGAGGUUCAAUAUGAAAAUGAUUUGAUGGUAUACUGCUAGCAGUGCUUUUUUCUGUGGCAUUAUAACCAAUUAAACCAGCCUGGCAUGUGGCAUUGCUAGGCAAGGCAGCUUAAUGCAGCUGUCACUGUGUCAAAUGGUUACAUGGAAAUGGGAAGACUACAUGUGGUUGUACAGCAAAGCCUCCUAGCCUUGAGGCAGAUGUGUCAGGGCCUUUCACAGAGUUGGUAAAUUGUACUAAUUGUUUGCAUUGCAAAUAUUGACAUUCUGGGGAUCUCAGUAAUGAACUGUUGGAUCAUGUUCAUGGACAAUUGUUCAACAUUUUCUACCACUACAAAAAGAAAAAAGGAAAAACAACCUACAGUGUAGGAUUUCCAUAUUUAAAAAAAAGACACCUUUGUCUAAAACAUACUCUGCAGUGAAAUUUGUAUCUAUAGAUCUCAUUUGUUAAGCCUUGCAUCAUACCUUCUAGUUGGUUCAACACCACAAAGAAAUUGAUAUAUCUUUUUUUUAGUAUACAUAUAUACUGUGUACAUUUUAAAGCAAUACGAAUGAGAGGUUGUGCUUUUAGAUAUCCACCAGUACUGACCCAAGUGUGAUGUCACCCCCCUCCCCUUUAACUACAGUCAAAUCCCAAAUUAGACCUGUAGUUACCAAUGAGAGAAAGAGAGAGUAUAACACUUUUGUCCUCAUGUAGAAGAUCGGAGAGGAAGAGCUUGGGGCGAAAAUGCUCUGCUCCAUUGACCUUCUCUUCAUAUAAAUAAAAGGCAUGUGCCUAGUUUUGAUACAGAAUGGAAUAUUUUUUAUAUCUGUGAUAUCACACUGGACCAGUCUACUGUAACAAAGCCCUGGAGUCAUACCCAGGAGAGUCCAACCUACAACACAUUGCUGGCUUAUAGGAGACAAAUUAUACUUUUAUGAAAGGGAUUUGUUUAUGUAGCCCCUUGGUUUUAAUUUCUAAGCCAUUGUUAAAAUGUUAAUGUGUACUGAGGAAAAAGAAAGGAGGUAAGGCAUUCUGUGUACUCCUAGGAAAAUAUGGUCACCUUAGUAUUUAAAGAAAUGAAUUAAAACAUACAAAAGCUGUGCUGAUAGAAAUGAACUCUUCUCCAGUGCUAAUAAACCAGGGUUAUCCAUGCAUAAUAUGAGGAUUAUACUACUAAAGAAAUGUUUAAAACAUGAUAGCCUACAAAAGGCCAAAGUACUGCCAAUUAUAAUGACCUUCUAGCCACUGUCAGGCUCAUCUUUCUUAAAUUACACAUAAAGACAAAAACCAACGUACACUAACAGUUUACUUUAGCUAUUCUUGCUGCCAUUUUAAUAACUAUGUUAUCUUGGUCGGGGGGGUUGUUUUGUUUUUGUGGGUGGGUGGGGUAGACAAGAUCCCAGAGCUGGACAAGGGCAAUAUAUAUUUGGUUGAGGUAAGAAGGGAGGGGGAACAUUGGUUAUAUUAACAACUGUGUUAUAUUAACAACUUCUAGAGAAGUCAAAGAUAACAAAGGGCUAAGAACUAGAACUGAAAGGGUGAACCAUUGUAAGGUUGAUAUAAAAAAAAAUAUUGUAGAGUAAUAGUAUUUUGCUACUGUUGGGGGAAGAGUUAAAGGAGUUUAAGCAUCUCUUCAGCCCCUCAUCAAUGAGUCAGAGAUUUAUUUAUUUAUUUAAAUGUUUGGUUGACAAGAAAUAUAAUUUAUAUAUUAUUUGGGAUAAUUUUGAAGAAAAAUAAUAAUAAGUACAAAUGUGUUUGACUUGAAGGAAUAUAUAAAUGAUCCAGGGCAAAACAAUUAAAAAGUAUCUCUGUAAUUUAGGAGUUUUUGUCGCAUUUUGCAAGGGUACUAUGGUGUCUAAGACUGACUUGUAAUGAAACUUUAAGUGUUUGUGAAAAUGUUACCCACAUUCUUCAAAUUAGAUUUUUAAAGCAGGAUUAUGGGAUUCAGACAAAGCUUUCAUUGCUAUCAAUACAACCUGUGUCAAAAGCCUUAGGUCACAGUAUUACAAUUGCUCCGGCACGCCCUGAUUCAGUGGCAAGAUCGGGGACCUAGACUGCUUUGAAAAUCUCAGCCUAUUAUAUUGAGUGGCUGAUCCAGCUUAUACCAUUGCUAUGUUUCAAGCAGCUGGAAUGAAGGAGGAAGUCAAGGGCUUGUGGGCUUCUUUCUCAUAUGUUAGUCCUGCAUUAGCUAACUAGAGGUUUACAUGCCAGGAACUAAUCUUUUUUUUUUCAAUUGUGUAGAAUUUUAUUUGGGGAUCAUUUCACUUUAAUAAACGUGUGACAACAGAGAGAUUAUCUUUGUUGAUAAAACAGGAAAGUGACUGAAACCCUGUUGCACCUUUAGAUAGAUAAUAAAAUAAACAUAUGAGAGGAAAAAGGAAAUGAUGGCUGAAUUGCUAGUUGGAGGCAUUUCCAUUCUGUUUUCCCUUGUAAUUAUCAUUUAUCCAUUGGUAAUCCAUUUCCCUUGUAGUGAUGAUGACCUGAAUUAACGUGAACAAUAAAAAUCAAAGUUUUAUGCAAAAAAUUCUGCUGACUUCUGGUUUAGGCAGUUGGUGCAGAUCCAAGUGGGGGAUUUUAUUAUGUUUAUUUAAAUUACACAAUAAAAAAUAGUGAUGGGGAAUUUGAGGGUAGUUGUGUUUGCAGAAAUGAAUUAAGAAUGUAUUAUGUUUUCAAGUUUUGCUAAUAAUUGCUGAAUCCCCCUUUCCCAAAAAAGCUUUCCAAGAAGUGAUUAAAUUGUUACUGUGCUGUAAGGAUCUCUGAUCAGUCUUGCCAUAGGUAUCUUAAAUGAAAUAUGAUAAGAAUUAUGAAAUUCAUGACUGCGCAGGCCAUGCUGAAAACCAGAUUACAGAGCUGCAAACAGUUAGCAGUAGAGGAUGCAAAGGCUACAUUCAGGUCUUCAUUUUCCAAGAACUGCUGUUUCCUCACAGUCUGAUUUUUAACUCUGCUACCUUUGGAUGAGGCAGUGCUGUACAACUUCAGCAGCAUUUUUUAUGUCAGUGUGACUUGGCAAGAUAUGAGGUACUAUUUAACUAAGGUGACUAUAGCACAACUGAGGCUAAGCUUUUAUCCUCCUCCUGUUUUAUCCUCCUCCUGUUCUUAUUUGUUGUUUUGUUUUGUUUUGUUUUGUUUUCUUUACUAUGGACUUAAUCCUGUGUUUCUUGGGUGUCCACCGCUGACUUUAUUGAGAGUUUGGGGUGAGUAUAGAAUUCAGGAUCAGGUCCCAGUUAAGCAUGCUUUUCCCUGCCCUUUAUGCACCUCCAAGUUGUGUCCAUUUGGUAUACUUGCCUAGCUGCCUGUGAAGGCAAGAAAUAGUUGCAGCUUUUUCUACUCUAUGCCAAUUUUCCAGCAGUAGAAUGGGACUGAUUUUAAUGGGUUUUCUGAUGUACGUUGGUUCCAGCUAGUGUAUGCACCGAAUUGACGUUCUCAUGAAAACACUUGUAAGUGGAAGAAAGUGAACAUGGACUGAAUGCUUUGCCUUAGCUUUGACUUGUCUUUUGGCUACCUCUGUAGGCCUUGGUGUCCUCAUUUUGGUCAGUGCAUCGGGACUUGGCUGGGUAGAAAUGUAGUACGUAAUUCUUUGGAAAGAAUGAAAGUGGAAGAAUUAAUAGCAGCAGAAUGCACGGUGAGGGAAAUGCACUGAACAAAAUCUGAUAUCCCACUUCUAAAUUCUACAGCUCCAUAUAAAACAAAUACAUCUCCUUUCUCAAACUUAGAUGAUAUUCUCCACUUCCAAUAUAAUCUACAUCCUUUAUGGAUAUUGUGACUCCUCAAAUCUUCAUUAAAAAGCAAUUUUAAAAUAAAAUAGGCAUGUAAUGACACACAAGUGGCUAAAGGACAACUACCACCCACGUGUACCCUUAUUUUUAAGGCUUUUGGCUAUGCCACAAUAGAUUUUUUUUUCUGCAGCUAGCAUCUGUUGCCAACAAACUCCUUCUCAGCCCUCCCUACCCACCAAAUCAGCUGAGCUCAGUGAUUUCUCCUCCUCUCCCCCUAUCCCAACUCUCAACAGUUCAACCUCCUUAGAUAGACUAGUUCUAUAUUCUGCUCCCACAUACUAUUGAACCAUGUGUUUGCAGGAAAAUCCAGGGUCUGUCCAACGGUCAUUUAGAUGCCAUGCUCCUAUAAACUAUAAUGAAAACUACACCCAACUCCCUUAGGUGGUAUAGACAAUCUCUCCUGGUGGCUUAAGUGAUUUCUGCUCCAUUUGUAUGUUCUCCUACCCUUUGGCAUCCAUUCGCAUGACUAGCCGCAAACAGUGAUCUGUGGAUUUGGAUGAGCAUUACUGUGCAUCUGGGUCUGUUUGAAACCCAGAACUUAAAUCACAGAAUGUUAGAAUAGGUUAACACCUCCCACGCCCCAAAAUAGCUUUGAAUGAACCCCUUUCUACAAAUGAAAUCAGCCAACUUUUGCACAGCUCUCCUUGCCACUGAGAUAAUCACAUGCCGACAGCAAUCUGUAGGUUGAAUGCUUCUGAUUUUUUCCCUUUUACUAGAAGCAGGUGCUUUGAUACAAUGCCAGCCUGAAAUAGAAAUCUUUAUUUAUAGCCUGAACAGAAUGAGAAAGCACAAGCACAGUCAAAAGAACAUUCCAUUUUAUUUUCCUUUACAUUUAAGGAGACUUUAUUCUUAAUAUACAAAAUAGCUGGUAAAAGAUAACAACAACCACAACAAAGGAUUUUCAUUGUUAAACUUGCCUAUCUGCAAUUACUUGGACUGGUCCCAGAAUACCACUACCACUGAGCAGAGGUCUCACAAUAAGAGAAUUGGAGCCAGUUUCUCAUCUCAUUUAGAUUGGGUUAGCAGAAAUCAGGAGUAACUCCAUAGAUUACAAUAGUGUUCUUUUUAUUUAUACUGUCAAAGCUGAUAUUGGAAUCUGGCUCUUUUUGUUUUUUGUCUCCUAUACUAAGAGGGCUAUAAUGACAAAUAUGCAGAAUUUAUGUUUUGAUUAUUUUUCACCUUGUAGCACACCUUCUGUUCUGUGUUCUGCUUUGCUUUAUUAUUCACCAUUGAUAGCUGAGCAGAAAAAUAUGAAUAUUCAGGCUUGCAAAAACAAACAAAAAAAAUAGCCCCACCAAACUAACAAUAUAGAUGUGCAUUAACAGCGAUUCAGCUCCCAUAUAUGGUCAUAUAUAAGCCAAAACUUUGAGCUAAACUUUCAAGACAAUGGUUAGGAUGAAUGUCAACUUAUACACGGGUUAACUUUUUUUUUCAAAAUUCAAAGUAUUUUUAUUUCUAUUAUGAUAGCGCCUAGAAGCUAGCAAGUUUGGUACAAAAUAUGCAGUCAAUGAUUAUCUUGGCUCCAAGAAGCUUAAAUCUGAACUUAAGAAUUUGGCUUAUAUGCAGCUAUAUAUGAUAACAAGUUUCUUGUUGUUUUAGCGGGAUUGCUGUUGCAUAUAAAUAAAUAUUUAUAAUAUUUUCACACCUCAUGAAAUCCACCUGCAAGCAUCUGUAUUUCAUAUGUAUAUGUUUUUGUGUAGAAAAAAGAGUUAAAUUUGUUUUUUACUUAAAGUAUUCAAUGUAAUUGUUUUUAAAAGGUGAUGAGAUAACCAGAAAAAGUGCUGUAAUUUCUUUUAAAUGUAUACAUUUAUAAUUAUGGAUGGGGAAAUGAAACAGCCCUGUUGUUAUGAUACGUGGAGCAGAUGGUAGUUUGGGUUUGUCUGUAAGUUUGUUUCAUGUUAAAACAAAAUCUUGCUAAUGCUAAUGACAAUGAGUUUUGUUUCUCAUGACAGUUGUCCUGAAUGUUGAUCUUUUUUGGUUCUUAGGGCUUAUGUCAUGAUGUGUAUCAUACAUAUCCAAAACCAAAUGUAAAUAAAUAAGUCCAUGGAUUGGUAAAACUUGCUGGGAAAAGUGAAGAAAGCUUACAUUCCCAUCAAAAUUGUUCACCUUCCUUAAAAGGGGCAAUGGAUUAAAUAAAUUAAAGGAAACCUGUGCUACUUGGGUUCUAAGUCAAAAUUCCACAUGACUAAAAAGGGUGAUUGUUGUCUGCCAGAGGUUAUCUGCAUACAUACAAACUGUAAGCAUCUGAAGGUAAAAUAUUUUGGCUGAUGGUUAUAAAACAUUCUAUAACUUCCUAUGUGACACAGCCAUUAGAAGUGGAGAAAAUCCCCUUUUUGUGGGAUAUAAAGGACUUUGGGAUUAUCUCAGUAUCAGAAAAUCAGUAUAAAAAAGGUCAUAAUUAUGAGGGCUCUGACUGUGGGGGUAGUGUUCCAAAGGGAAUUGUAGAGAUUCCUUCUCUUGUCUCAUUUAGAAUGGGACUAAUAGGACACUCAAGAACAGAAAUAGGGAUAGAGAUGAACAGCAUGGCCCCAAUAAAACUUUUUCCAUUUCUCAUUUGUUUCUAUAACUCUUUUAAUAGAAACCAAACCUUCCACUAUAAUUAAUUUGAGUAGUCUGGCAAGAAUUGUAUAAUAGUAGAGAAACAAUUAAAGUAUAUACUAUCCUCACACAAGAAAUAUAUCUAAAGGUUUUAUGGCUGAUAGCCAAAAAACAACUUAUUUGGAGAUACGUCUAUCUUAAAAUGCCAGCCCCUGAAAAAACAUGAGGACCAAUUCAAGUUCCUUGGGUCUGUGCAGGGAUGGGCUCUUCAUAAAUGAACCUCACCUCACCCUUGUUGUCACCAUCCCUACCACCGCCCUGCCUAGAGCCCACUGUAUGGUAAGCAGUGAUUGGAGGAAGGAGAUACAAUCCCAUAAUGCACUGCAACCCCCAUGAGAUUAGAGAAACCAUGAAAGUCACAGGCUGUGCAUCACCUUUUUCUACAUAGCUUUCUUAGUUGAGGAUUGAAUCUUCUUAAGGGUGGCUUCCAGGAAAAGGCCUUGCAACACAACUCAGUUAGAAGUGCUCAGCCAGGAGGUGAUACAGGGAGGUGAACUCUGGCAGAGUUGCUGACUAUGCCAAAUUAUAUUGCUCCUUAGUGAGGACAAGCCCUACUCCACAUUGCCUUUGCAUCUAAACCUUGUGGAGUGUCAUUCUACACUAAGUUAAUUUUAACAGUAUUUUGGAUCAAUAGAAUCUAACCCAAGAGAUUUCUUCUUACAUGCACAGACAGUUUCCAAAAUCCUGCCCUUAUUUGAGGUCGGACUGCCUUAUGGGUUUAAAUAAUGUAAAGCUGUACUCAGUCUUUAUGUCAUAAGACUACUCAGCCAGAGUGAAAUCCUGGCCCUACUGAAUGGGAAGGCUGCCAUUUUUUGUGGAGCCAAUAUUUUUGCCCCAAGUCUUUUUCUUGGUCAGUGGUACUGGAACAAGCCAUAAGUAACGUCUUGAGCUGCUACUUUUGUCCAAAGUCUCUUUUUUUUCCCUUUGGCAGAACGAGAAGGGAGCUAAAGGAAAAAGGAGCCUGGAAACAUGCCAGGAUAUGCAGUCAGAUACAUGGCAGCUCUUUACUUGGGACUUUUGUUUACAGUGUGCAUGUCUACACAUUCAUUAAUGCAUAGUAGUUAAUGCACGUUUAGUUUAGUACUUGUUUAAUGAAUUAUUAACUAAAUGUGCAGUAACUAUAGUUACCACACAGUAGCGCCAAUGCAUGUUUUUUUAGUGAUGCUUACUGAACAGUAGCAUAUUAGCACGGUUUUUGCCCGUCACGCUAUUGUGUGGUGUUAUUAGGCUACUGUGCAUUAAGCAUCUAGUGUAGACAUGCCUACUAUUACUGAAAAUGGGGUUUACUAGUUUUGUUGUGAUAAAUGCAUUGCCCACUGAAGUGGGUCCCUUGGCAUCAGCAUAGGUUUGCUGUGCUAUCAUCAGUACCUUCAGGAUGCCAAAAGCAGUCUGAACUCUCUGUGGAGUGUUGUUGAUAGCUUGGCACUUUGAAUCUGAAUCCAUACUUUUUCUAGCCAUCCUGAAACCGACAUUCUUCCCCUCCCCGGUCUUCUUUGAGGGCCUUUAGUGUUACAUGCUUCUUACCAUCACAAGAGGUUCUGCCUGCUUUCUGUCAGUGGAGCUUACUGUAAUGCUAGGGAUUUCCACCAGGGUUUAUGCUAUCUAAAUCUUGUAUUAAAUCUUUGAUGAAUUUAGAUCAUUUAAAUUUCCUUUCCUUCCCAUCUAAUAAUACUACUUCCAGUCUGCAAAACUCCUUUCAGUUUCAGCAGUACCAGAAUGAAGAAGCAUUCCACCUCCUCCCACUAAGUGAACCACACUGCAGUUGGGAAAAUUGGAUAAGUUAUGGUGUGGUCUUCUGCAUGCAGUUCUUAUAGUGAGCAGGUCAGAGAAAAAUCUGUCACUAAUACAGCUGGCACUGAUAGGCAGCCUCCUCAAAAAGUUCAGCAGAGAGUCCAGAGAUUGUAGAGGUCUGGAUAGUGAGUUACUCUGUCUGGUCAACGACACAGUGGGAAAGGCUCCACUCUCACUGCCUGAGUUAUAAUUUUUACACAAGAUUUUCAAAAGCACCCAUAGCAGACGAGCACAUCUUUAAAGGCAUCGGAAACAUGUAUGUUCCUGGGCACUUUCGAAAAUCUCCACCUCUCUAAAUUAAUAGAAGACUUCAUUCUCCACAGCUAUCAAUCCAGCAUCUGGUACCAUCAACACCUUUGAAUAAAUAACCUCUUGCAUCCAUAAGAAGAAAUAUUCCUAUUAGCAAAUAUUUGCUUAAGUGUGUUUAAAUUCUUGAAGAGGACAGGGAAGAAUGGAAAGAACCACAUGGCACAUUUGUUAAUAACCCCUUCUCACAUAAGGAAUCAAUACUCCUGGGUGGAACCCUUACACAAAGUCAUUGGUGCUGGUUUUGCUCUGCAUUGGAGUCAUGAGUGGAGGGGCUGCAGAAAAGGUGAUCUGCGUACUCCCUUCAGUCUCUGGGCUGGGGGAAAUGUAUCUUAGUUUAUUCCAAGCAGCACUGAGUAUUGAACAAGUGUCAGGCUAUAGAAGCGAAAAAAAAACAGUGGCCAGAGGGUUUUUUGCCCACUCUCCUAUCUGCACACUGGAGGGACUGGGUGUGAAUUGCUGCUACAUUAAGCUCUGUGGAGUUUCCCCACAAAAAAUGUCAUUAUUCAGUCUGCCUCCUUGGGAGAGGCCUGAUUCACCCUUCAUAAUUAAGGCAAAAAUGAUACAGUAAUGAGUGUUUGAAGUACAGAUUCUGAUGAUAGUAAGGCAAUGAAAACCAAGCUCCUGUAAAAGAUGGAAUGACACUGGUACUUAACACCUUUCCUGAGUACCUGGGGGUCUUAUUUGGGUUUUCAAGAGCUGGCUUAGUAAUUGAUACCUAAGGGAUUCAUUCAUCUAGUUAGAGUUGUAAUCACCAACUGAAAGAUUUUUUUUACCUCAUCACUGUAAAGUGGAAGUUAUAUUUUUGUGAGUUAUUUUCCAAUAACUUUGCCAUUCAUAUUAUUCAAAAGCACAAGUGAUAGAGCACACUCAUUUUAUUAUAAGGAGACAAUGGUAGUAAAUUUAAUCUAUUACCUUUGCUACAAGCUAUUAGCGGUGUGUACAAAGACUAAUAGGUUACAUCCAUUAUAGAAAGUGUUGCUAUCACUAAAACCAAACAACGCUUCCUCUUAAAAAGUUCCUAUACUUGGUUGGAGUCUGCACAAUGCAUCAAUUCUAAUGUCCUGUUGGGAAUUCAUUUCUAGAGCAAAGACAGGCAUGCAUUGCAGGGAGUUUACUGAGUCAACACCACCCUUUGAUUUAUAUAAGAGCUUGAAUUUUAAUAGGGCUUAAGGAGUCUGAUUGUCUUUAGUGGAUUUAGCAGGCUAAUACACUGUGCUAAAGGAAAUUGCCUCUCUGGGAUGGUCUUGUGGUCAGGGGGAUCUAAAGACUAGUGGCAUAAAAUUGGGAACCAGCUGUUCUUGGGUUGUAAUCAGAACACUGCCACUGGCUCUCAAGCUCUCUACCGCAGUUGCCUUACAUGUAAUAUGGAAUAACAAUAUUGGCCUUUGAUAUCAGAUAAGCUCCAGUUCCCUUGGCUGUGAAAUCUAAGGAAUUACAAUUCUCUUCACCCUACACUAAAUACCUGGAAUUCAACAACAGCACCAUAACAUGGACAUCUGCAGGGAGAGAUUCUGAGAAAUCCAACUAUAGAUAUACAAAAUAUUUCCAAAAUGCAGGUGCUCUACCAAUGGUUUGCUUCAUACUUAGCAUUUCUUCCAUACUUAGAAUUAAGAUAAUUAUUUUUACAAAGGAAUUGCAAUCUAUGAAUUGACAUUUGGGGGGCAAAGGUGCACAUUAACCAGAUUCUACUUUUCCACCAGAUUCUACUUUUCCACCUGAUUCUGUGAUUUGUCAUUUAUGAAGACAUGUUAAUGCCUGAUUUAAUUGUUUUGGCAGGAUUUGAUAAGCCUGAACUCUAGAAAGUUUUACUAACUUCUCUAUGUAUGUAUUUGAUUAUAAAUGAGAGAUACUGAAAUAAAUAGAAGCCAGUCAGAUAUCCAAUUAUAAACUAAAUGCUCAGAAAAGUUCUUAGCAAAUUCUUUCUGACAGAUCUCAUUCUCUCACCUACAAGAAUGUUCCAAAUAAACUACAAAGUAGGCAUUCUAUAAUUUAGAAAAAAAAUUAAAAAUGAAACUAUCACAAAUUCAUAUGAAACUAUAAUAGCUAGUUACAGGUAAUCUGAUUCCAAGUGAAAACACUGGAUCAAAGAAUUUGACCAGGCAGCUCUGUUCCAUGUACCAUCACAGCAAACAGUGGCAAGCCUAGUUUUCAGUUUUUUUAAAUAAAGGGUGUUCUAAUGCAAUGUGCAUUUGAAAGUGUCCUACCCCCAGCUUCUGUCUUUUGGAGCUUAAUUGGUUCCUAUGCAAAAUUAUUUGCUUUGAACUGUACAGCAGUGAAGUAACUGUGGUAUCUAGUGACUAGCUAGGAUGAAGAAGCAGAUUCCAAUAUCAUUACUCACAUUGGGUAGCAUCUUUCUUCUCAAAUGGAUCCACUGCAGUCAUUGAGGAUACUUGGGAAGUAUGGUGCUACCUGAUGAGUAAAAGCAUCAGAAUCUAGCCCUUAGCAUCGUCUUUAGCUUCUUAAAUAGACCAGAUCAACCAGUUUACAUCCAUUUUUGGCAUUCAAGAGCAUCUGCAACUCAAGUCAGUGAGUGAGAGCUAACAGCUCAAGUCACAAGAACUGAAGUAAAUGGAUACUGAAGAUGGAUAACACAUUAUGGAACUGUGGGAAAAGGUACCAGCCCAGAAUUAAUUUGUCCAUUGGCAUAUUGGCUGAUUUCUCCUUUAACAGCAUCUAAAAAAGUCUGAAUUUAUUUUACCCAAAAGAAAAAAACAGUGCAAACAAAGGAAGAUACAGGAAAAAAAACAAAAAAGCACUUCAGUCUCUCAGGUGGGCUUUAUUAUGUUAUAAAUGAAAAGUCAGAACUAAGGAUGAGUGAUGUAUUUCUUGAGUGGGAGAAUUUCUUGCAGCCUGAUAUUACUGGCUCUCCCCUGUGACCUAGUUUUAAUAGGAAACGUUCCCUCUCUCCUUCCACAGGAAGGAAAGCCUUGUUUUGCUAUGAUAUUUUUUUUAAUUCAUUCUGUUCUGGUCAAAAGAACAACCCUACCCUGUCUUUUCAACAGCUCUUGUAAUUGUUUUUCAUAGAAAUCAAUUUUAAUUGUAACAUUAUUCUGCUAGAGCCCUAUUGUCUGUGUCCUUCAAAACUUGUCAGUUUCUUAAAUGAAAAAAAAAAGCUGAAAAGCACAUUGUUGUAAUGAAUUUGUAUGUUUGAAUUGUCUUAUCAGCAAACAAGGUUAUGAAUUUCAUCCAUUGAAACACAAAAAUAAAAUACUUUCCUAAAAAAUAAAUAAAUAAAGGUAAAAAAAACCC